Micromonas pusilla CCMP1545 is the source of this 1063-nucleotide messenger RNA. RefSeq lists its product as uncharacterized. The record is from RefSeq and is a predicted model, not a curated record. Lineage: Eukaryota; Viridiplantae; Chlorophyta; Mamiellophyceae; Mamiellales; Mamiellaceae. Bases 1 to 957 code for a protein of 318 amino acids. The transcript has 2 exons.
AUGGCGCUCACUUCCCCACUCGAGACUCGACGCGACGCGCGUGUGCUCCGAGCGGGGUCGGUCUCUCUCGCGCGCGUAUUCACGCUGCUAUCGGACGAGAUGGCAGCAGCGGCCGAAGAAGCCGUCGUCGUCGUCGACAUCGGGGGAAGAACGACGAAGAAGAAAACCGAUGACGACGACGACGACGACGUCGAGGGCGCGGCGGACGGCGAAGCCGAAGACCUCCUCGAGCUCUGCGAGGAGGACGUCUGGGGGACGAUGGACGGCGACGAGGAGGAGAGAGACGACCUCGACGCCGAGCGAGCGUCCGUGAGCAGCGACGACGAGGACGAAGACGACGACGAAGGGAGCCACCACGACGUGAGCCGACGACGCGACCACUUCGCGAUGGAGCUCACGCCGCGCGUCCCGUCGGCGACGUACGGCUCCCUCCCUGCGUGGCGGCACUCCUCGCUCCCGCGCGCGAUCGUCCGACCGCCCGGGCGGGCGGCUGACGCGGAGACGGCUGGGAAGAGGGGGUCGCCGUCGCCGUCGGACGCGCGAACAGCGAAAGCUGCGCGCGCGGGCGGGGGGAUCGCGACGCUACUCGCGUCCUCGCUCCCGGACGACGACGACGCGAUGUUCAUCCCGCCGCACGUGUACGCGUCGACGUACGGCGCGCGCGGGACCGGGAGCGUGAGCGAGCGCGCGUUUUGGGGCGACGCGGCGUCUGGAAUGGACCAGUUAUUAUUAGGCGGCAGCGUGGUGAGCGGACGCGGGCACACGCUCAAGGGUAGAGACGCGCUGAAGAUGCGCACGGCGAUCCUGAGGCAGACCGGGUUCGUGGAGCCGACGAUGACGGCGUUGGACGCGAUGAACGGCGGCGCGGGGUCGUUCGAGGGGGAGAGGGUGCCGAGGGUGCCGACGCCGGCGAUCGCGCCGCGGAUGGGGGGAGGGACGACGUCGCCCACCACGUGAUGAGCGUCGGAGUCGAGCGGCUUCGUGAAAUAUUACAGUACUAUUACGCGCGAUGAAACGAGUACGACGUUCGCGAGGCUCGUGCAGUUCGACGUUACAUCGCUAG